Nicotiana tabacum (common tobacco) is the source of this 1585-nucleotide messenger RNA. Its product is annotated as histone-lysine N-methyltransferase family member SUVH9. Lineage: Eukaryota; Viridiplantae; Streptophyta; Magnoliopsida; Solanales; Solanaceae. Gene Ontology annotation, molecular function: histone methyltransferase activity; protein binding; double-stranded DNA binding. Gene Ontology annotation, cellular component: nucleus. The record is from RefSeq and is a predicted model, not a curated record.
CGGAGUAUGCACUAUGGAAUUGAGGUAAGGGUAAUUCGCGGCUUUAAGUACGAAGGUAGUGCUAGUGGUAAAGUUUAUGUGUAUGAUGGAUUGUAUAGAAUUGUUGAAUGUUGGUUUGAUGUUGGGAAGUCUGGAUUUGGAGUGUAUAAGUACAAGCUUGUUAGGAUUGAGAAUCAGGAAGAGUUGGGAAGUGCCAUUCUUAGGUUUGCGCAGAAUCUUAGGAUUAGACCUUUGGUGGCAAGGCCUACGGGGUAUGUUAGUCUAGAUAUAUCGAGGAAAAAAGAAAACGUGCCAGUAUUUCUUUUCAAUGAUAUCGAUGAUAAUCAUGAUCCUGCUUACUUUGAUUAUCUGUUGAAGACUGUUUUUCCUCCGUACGUGUACCAGAAUGUGGGCAGUGGAAAUGGCUGUGAGUGCGUUAAUGGGUGUGUGGAUAAUUGUUUUUGUGCUAUGAGAAAUGGUGGCCAAUUUGCCUAUGAUUAUAAUGGGAUAUUGGUGAGAGGCAAACCGUUAGUGUUUGAAUGUGGACCACAUUGUCAGUGUCCUCCAACUUGCCGGAAUCGAGUGAGUCAAAAGGGUUUGAGGCACAGAUUUGAAGUGUUUCGGUCUAGAGAGACUGGUUGGGGAGUUAGGUCAUUGGACUUGAUCCAAGCUGGGUCCUUCAUCUGUGAAUUUACUGGGGUCGUACUCACACGAGAGCAAGCCCAAAUUUUUACAAUGAAUGGUGAUAGUUUAGUCUAUCCAAAUCGCUUUCCUGAGAGGUGGGCAGAAUGGGGAGAUUUGUCCCAAAUAUAUCCUGACUAUGUGCGGCCAGCAUACCCCUCCAUUCCUCCUCUGGAUUUCGCGAUGGAUGUGUCUAGAAUGAGGAACGUAGCAUGUUAUAUGAGUCACAGUUCAAGCCCCAACGUGUUGGUGCAGCCCGUGCUUUAUGAUCACAACAAUGUAUCUUUCCCCCACCUGAUGCUCUUUGCAAUGGAGAAUAUCCCUCCUCUUAGGGAGAUCAGUCUUGAUUAUGGGGUAGCAGAUGAAUGGACAGGGAAGCUUGCCAUUUGUAAUUGACUAACUUGUAGGAGUUGAUGCAAUUUUGAACAUGAUGCAGCAGAACCAUUUCUGGUACAUCAUUUGCUGAGAUGAAGGGCGAGUAUUGGCUAACUGUUAUCCUGUUUCCUUUUCAUUAUAAUCCUGCUGUCUUGAUGACACAGUCUAGACUACAUCAUCAGGUUCCUGAAACAAGUUGCUCCUGUUGCUGUUCUUUCAUCAGUUUGUCGAUCCUAUAUUGUAGAUAGCAUGGUGUUCAAUGACUAGCUAGAAGAAUGAAGAAAGCGAUAUUGCAUUUUUUCACUAUCCGCCUUUGGAAGGAACCCUUUUAACCGAUCAUCUCCUUGAUAGAGCUGGUCUGCUACUGAUGUUCUUGAUCGUUAGAACUUUAAUAGGUUGUAGUAAUAGCUUGUAUAUAUGAAGAUCAAACUGCUUAUUCUGUACAGAAGAUUGUAUCUAUAUCGUGCUAAUGGAUAUCCAGAGUGCAGUUCAAAUGCUUUUGCCUGUUCUCUUUCUAGUUAAAGAUGGAAGCACCUAUUAUGCGGUCCAA